This is a messenger RNA of Sphaeroforma arctica JP610, 246 nucleotides long. RefSeq lists its product as hypothetical. The record is from RefSeq and is a predicted model, not a curated record. The transcript has a single exon. Bases 1 to 246 code for a protein of 81 amino acids. NCBI's taxonomy places the organism in Eukaryota, Ichthyosporea, Ichthyophonida.
AUGCAAACGGCUCGUAUUUACAUUCCCAGUGGAGCAUCAGAGCAGCCAAAGUCUGAGCCACGCGAUACCCUGUCAGUACCGCAGAGGGGAACCAACCAACGAGCCAAACAGAAGAAAAUAAUUGCAGACCCAGCUGUGGAGGCAAGCCUCGGCUCCUCAACAGGGGACAGUCUCUGCGAUAACCCAACGAAUGGGGGGGACGAGGCAGCAGAGAUAGAUACGUUGGAACACACCACUCGGCAUUGA